AGGCUAUCAAACUAUUCAGACAAAAUGAGUAGUGCGGUAGCUGCUGCAGUCCAUUAGCUGAAGGGAAGGAGAGUGGAGGAGCAGUGGAAGAGCUCCGUGAGAGGCAGCAGAAGCAGGAGGAGGAGGAGGAGGAGGAGAUAAAGAAGGAGAAGAAGAAGAUGGUGAUGCGAAAGGGACCCUGGACCGAGCAGGAGGACCUGCAACUGGUGGGCAGAUUACUUUGGCGACGGUGGGUGGACGAAGCUACCUGCUUAACCCCGCCUCUCCUUUCAUCUGUUGUUGUUGUAGGUCUCAACAGAACAGGCAAGAGCUGCAGGUUGCGCUGGGUUAACUAUCUCCACCCCGGCCUCAAACGCGGCCGCAUGUCCCCCCAGGAAGAGCGCCUCGUCCUCGACCUCCACUCUCGCUGGGGCAACAGGUGGUCUCGAAUUGCCCGACGAUUGCCGGGCCGCACAGAUAAUGAGAUCAAGAACUACUGGAGAACUCACAUGAGAAAGAAGGCGCAGGAACGCAAGAAAAAGGCGUCUCCUUCAUCGUCUUCGUCGUCCUCGGUCACCGACAACUUCGCCGCCGACUGUCAACCCCCAUCGGAAGUUGCGGCUGUGAACGCCCAUGAGCUUAACAGCAGCAGUAGCUGCAGCAGCUUAACUGCGGCGUUGGGAGAGAUUGAUGAUGCCGCUGUCAGUGGCUACCCCAUGGAUCAAAUCUGGAAUGAGAUCGCUGCACCUGACAUGAUCGGUGAGCUGAGCUUCGAGGAGUGCAAGGACGAAGCUUGCGAUAUUUCGCGCCUCACAAUGCCUUCUCCUACCUGGGAGUACUGCUCUUACUCUCUGUGGAAGAUAGAUGAUGAUGACUUCCAAGCAUAAUAGAUAAUUACCUUAGCAGACGACUUCCCAUCGCGUUGGAGAGCCCUCUAAAUUGGACCUAUAAGUCCCCGAUCUCUUUGUAUCCAUGUUACUGAGGUGAAAUGCUUUAGGAGAAUCCUGUCUCAGCAAUGAAGCAUUUCUACUGUAAAAUUGUUGGUCUUUGAUAGAGACCUUUCGUCUGUGUGAUCAAAGUUCAUGUUGUUGUGAGGAUUACUGUAAAAACUCCUGCUUAUUUGUCUCUGUAGGAAAUGUAAACAGUUUGUGGCAUCUGUAUGAUACAUGUUCAGAGUUUCCUUC
Messenger RNA from Musa acuminata subsp. malaccensis (wild Malaysian banana), 1163 nucleotides. RefSeq names its product myb-related protein MYBAS2. Gene Ontology annotation, molecular function: DNA-binding transcription factor activity; sequence-specific DNA binding. NCBI's taxonomy places the organism in Eukaryota, Viridiplantae, Streptophyta, Magnoliopsida, Zingiberales, Musaceae. Gene Ontology annotation, biological process: regulation of DNA-templated transcription. The record is from RefSeq and is a predicted model, not a curated record. Gene Ontology annotation, cellular component: nucleus.